Lagenorhynchus albirostris (white-beaked dolphin) is the source of this 1027-nucleotide messenger RNA. RefSeq names its product EF-hand calcium binding domain 10 (gene EFCAB10). Bases 190 to 471 code for a protein of 93 amino acids. The transcript is spliced from 4 exons. The record is from RefSeq and is a predicted model, not a curated record. NCBI's taxonomy places the organism in Eukaryota, Metazoa, Chordata, Mammalia, Artiodactyla, Delphinidae. Gene Ontology annotation, molecular function: calcium ion binding.
GCCCAGACAGAGGACUGGGCCCUCCGCCCGCAAGGAGCUCUGCACGAGUUUCCCUCCGGCCUCCGCGUAGGCCCCACCCCACACCUCCCAGACUGCCUCCCUCGCGAUGAGGUGCAGGAUUUGGUGCCCAGGUCUCAGCCUGUGGGGCGCGCAUCACGUAACCGCGUCGGGCGGAAGGGGCGGAGCCGAAUGGCCGUGACGCUGCGUGGUCGCCUAGCAACGUCCCAAUUCGGAGCGAUGGAGGCCAAGAGCAGCAGGGAGCUCCAAGCCAGGAAUUAUUUGGAAAAACAUCGGAUUAUGGAGUUGCUGACCUAUCUCACCAGCGCCCUCCUCUUUUCCCGGCCGGCCCUAAAAACCCUGGGUCUGUGUACUGCAGAUGAAGUUUUAAAAGAUGAUGGACAUGGAAUAACUUGUGAAAAAUUCAUGCUUGAAGUGAACAAGAAGACUCAGGAAAUAUGGUCAGCAUUUUAAUAACACUUGGGAAAACAAAGGGAAAAGAUUCCGAGUCAUAUCGAAGUGCAGCUGAGCUGCUCCUCCUUCAUUGAAGUGAUUGGCAAGAAUUAUCUGAAAAAAAGGACAAUUCAUAUAGCAGUUGCCUCUAUCAUCACAGCCCAACAUACAGUCUACUCUUACUUACUUCUUGGUAGAUGUAUAUGUCCAGCUUCUCUACAAGCAUUUGCCAGAAGAUUUUAAAUAAGGAGAAGCAGAGCUGCUGCUCCAAUUGCAGUAAACGGUCUCGUAAAGUAAGCAGUAAGGGGCAAGCCGAACUGGACAGGGACAUCACUGCCUGCUCUGACUGCGAUGGCAAGGACAACCACCUGGAAAAAAACAGAAACAGCACUGCCUGAAGCACAUUAAUUUUUAUUAUGAAAUUUUUCAUCUCUCUGUAUUUUUAAAGAUUUAACAAAUCAUUUUAAAUGUGGGGAAGUGCACUGUCCUGGGGCAUUUUGGGUAAGAAAAAAUGUACAGCCCAACAUUAAAAGCUCUUUCAGAAAAUAAAUUGUACUUACGUUUGUUUGCUUAUUUA